Messenger RNA from Triplophysa dalaica, 3619 nucleotides. RefSeq names its product podocan (gene podn). The coding region runs from base 385 to 2187 and encodes 600 amino acids. The record is from RefSeq and is a predicted model, not a curated record. The transcript has 10 exons. Gene Ontology annotation, molecular function: protein binding. NCBI's taxonomy places the organism in Eukaryota, Metazoa, Chordata, Actinopteri, Cypriniformes, Nemacheilidae.
UGAUAUUUCCACUACAAAAAUGCAAAGCUUGUUUUCCAGAUUUGAGAUUUUUGGCCACGGCACUUAUUACCCCUUUCCUGCCUUUCUCUCCCACCCUCGCGCUCCUCAGACAUCUGGAAGGUGCCACGGUGACCGUCUCUUUCCAGAACCGCUGCUCUUAGGAUGGGAUUGGACUUGUUUAGGAGGCUUCGACCCACUUGCCGUCUGCUUUAGAUCCUGAACGUCGGGCAUUUGGAUCCUUGAGAGUGCAUUGAGGUUUCUUUGGAUGUCCAGUGGCUGCGGUUUGAUUUAGUUCUGUCUGGACCUCUCGACAUAUUACCAGAAAUCCAGAGCUGGGAGGAAAAUCCUAUUUGGCCCGAGUAAAAGUGUUCAAGCCCGGAAGCGAUGGGUCACCGGUGCGGCCUGUUGGAGUUGGUGUUACUGGUGCUUCUGGGCUGCACGUUUGUGCGAGGUCAGGGAGAAACACACCUGGAGAUUCACCUGCCUGAGGAGGAAGACGUGGAAAUGGACGGAGAGGAGGAAGACUCGACCGGAGCCGUGACCAAUCCAAAAGUAAAAAUAUCUUGUCCGGAAAAGUGCAGCUGCACAGUGGAGGGAUCGGUGGACUGUAACGGAGUCAGUCUGAAUGAAUUCCCAGAAGAGUUAUCAGAACACACCCGUCAGCUCUCUUUGCAGAAUAACCUUAUCACAGAGGUCACACUGGAACAUCUUUCACAUCUGCAGCAACUGGAGACGCUGAACCUGCAGAACAAUCGUCUUACAACACAAGGUCUUGACGACGAAGCGUUUCAUAUUCUGGAAAGGCUGAGUUAUUUAUACUUGGCAAAUAAUAAGCUCACAGCCGCUCCCAGACAGCUGCCGGCUUCUCUGGUCAGUGCUGACUUCGCUGCUAACCACCUCACCAAAAUCUACCCCGAGACUUUCGGCCAAAAGCCAGCUCUGAAGUCAGUGUAUCUUCAUAACAACAAGCUUACGGAUGCCGGGCUACCGGAGAACAUGUUUAAUGGAUCCGAUAACCUUGAAAUCUUCAUUAUGUCCAGUAAUUUCCUCCGCUAUGUUCCCAAGGGUCUGCCCAGGGCCCUCUACCGCUUACACUUGAAGAAUAACAAGUUGGAGAAGAUUCCCUCGGGUGCGUUCGAUAAUUUGUUUCAUCUUCGAGAGCUCUACCUACAAAACAACGUCUUGAGUAAUGAUGGCGUCGACAACGAGACCUUCAGCCUUUUGAACAGUCUGGAAUAUCUUGAUCUGUCCAACAACAAUCUAACUGCGGUUCCCCUCGGACUCCCUCGAAAUCUCAUCCUGCUCCACCUGGAGAAAAAUUCCAUCCAGGGCAUCGGGGCCAACGCUCUGACGCCCAUCCGUAACCUGGAAUACCUCCUCCUCCACAACAACAAGCUCCGCUCUCGCUUAAUCCAUCCAUCCGCCUUUCACGGCCUCAAACGUCUGCACACUGUCCACAUGUACAACAACCUCCUGGAGAGAGUUCCCCGCGGCCUCCCACGGCGAGCCAAGACCCUCAUGCUUCUUCACAAUAUCAUCAGCGAGAUCGGACGCAACGACCUGAUCACGCUUUACACGCUGACGGAGCUCAACCUCAGUUACAACCACCUCACCAGCGCCAAGCUGCACAGAGAGGCCUUCAGGAAACUCAGGCUUCUGGAGACCUUAGAUCUGUCGGGGAACCGGCUGCAGACGCUUCCCAUGGGACUUCCUAAGAGCCUGCACGUUCUGAAGGUGAAGGACAAUCAGAUGACAGAGAUCCCGGAGGGGUCGCUGUCGGGGAUGAGCAAACUGAAGGAGCUCAAUGUAGCCAACAAUCAGCUGAAGUUGAACUCCAUCUACCAGGGAGCGUGGCAGGAGCUGAGCGCCCUCACGACGCUGGAUCUGUCAGUUAACAUGCUGUCACACAUUCCUGCCGACCUGCCCGAGUCUCUGGAGUAUCUUCAUCUGCAGAACAACAGAAUCAGUACAAUCACAGCAACAGCCUUCAUCAACACACCCAACAUCAGAGGAAUCUUCCUCAGAUUUAAUCGACUCUCAGUCCAUUCGGUGUCCGAGGAGUCUUUUUCUCACCUGUCUAAGCUUCAGGUGCUGGACAUCGGCCACGGCAACAUUUCUCCUAAUCGAGGGCAGGAAGAUGAAGAGGGGGAUUUGCCGUAUGGAGAUGAUGAAGAGACGGAUGUAUGAGUCAGCCGAGAAAGAUUUUCCCAAGAAUAACAACCAGAGUUGUUGAAUGAUCAGAUUGUGAGCUGGUUAUUGCUGCUUAAGGGACAGUUUACUCAAAAUGAAAAUUCAUAGGUGGUUGAGACCGUUCUUUCAGAAUCAUAUGGCUGCUCUGUUGCAUACGAUAAAAACUAUAUUUGUGGGUCAAUUGUUCUUCAAGCCUGUGCAUGUAACUACUGCAUUCAUUUUUCAACAAGCCACCUGACUCUCUAAAACCAAAGUCUCAACACAACAUCCGGUGCAUAAGAAAAUAUCUAAGAGCCCACUUUAAAUUGUGCUUUAUGCUAAUGUGAAUUCAGAUUAAGGGGGAAAGCUUGGAUAUAAAAAUGGUGCAGGAUACCAGAAAAGCAUAUAUUUUGUGUUUUGUUCAUGUUUGUUUUGCAGCUCACUCAUUAAUACUUACCGAUGUUUAUGCUUCUCACAAACGUCUCCAUUAAAGUUUCAGAAAAGUCAAUAUUAUUAAAGAUCUCAAUAUGAACUCAAACAUUUCUCAUCAAAUUGACCCAAAUCCAUAUUAGUUUACUUCUUAAUGCAUUUUCUCAAUUGUUUCAUUUGCUUCUUAUUUCGUUGUAUAUAAAGGGCCACAUAACUGCAAGUGGAAAUGUUCAUAUUUUGGUGAACUUUUGAAGCAUGCUUUAUGUUUAGCAAGCUGUGCUUUGUUUUAGAGCUCUUCUAUGGUGACGUGCAGGUUUUUCUAGGAAAACCUUAAUCAGGAAUUCACAGUAAUGAGCUCAUAUGAACCAGCCAGAGUGUUUAAACUUGACAGCUCAACGAGUUCCUGGAAAGAUUUUAGUUGAAUUCGCUUCAUGUCUAUACUAACAAUUUGUGAUGGAAAACACAAAUGUGACAGAUGCAUCCCACAGAGCCAACUGUCAUUUGCUUGUUUGUUCAUUCUUUAAAACAAGAUUUCAAGUUUGCGAGCUUUCAGACUGAUCCUCACACAAAGCUUCCUCUAACAUGUUUUGAAAGCAGAUGUUGUGCUGAUAAAAAAACAAAGAGUAAACACAAACAACAUAUCAUUCUGCAGUCUCAGUUGUGCAAUCUUCAGAACAGCACUUUAUCAUACUACUCUUACUAUUCUGCAGUAUGUGGGUAUGUAAUGCAUAAAAUAUGGAAAUGACCUACAGCACUACGCAGAAUACAGUAUCCCACAAUGCAAUGCCUUUCUAUCUUCUGCUGGUAAAGGUUACAGUCAACAGCUCUUGUUUCGGCUCAUUAUUUUAUCGCUGAGGCACUUGUGUACAAUAAUCAUUUUGUUUGAUUUUACAGUUGACAUCUGCAAUGUUGCACAAUACACAUACACAUUUUUAAAUAUGGCAAUAUUAGAUACAUAAGAAUAUCAAAAUCUCACUGUAUGAUAAUACAUGUGAAAUCCAUGGUACGGAAUUUCUAUGAC